AUGUUGAGGGACUCAGUGGAUGCCCUCCAUGCUGGUGAGGGGGCGGUGAGAAGUGUAGGCUUCGGAGUCAGCCCAGUCAAGGCUCGGGUGUCUGCUGGGACACUUACUGCGUGGGUGAGAGUAAGUCUCUGGGGCAGGCGCUGGUGUGUUGGGCGGCGCUGCUGGGCAGUACUGGGAGCCCUGGGGCUGCUGGCUGGUGCAGGCUUUGGCUCCUGGCUUCUAGUGCUGUAUCUGUGGCCAGCUGCCUCUCAGCCCACUCCUGGAGCCCUGCAGGAUGAGAUGACUUUGAACUGCUCUGAGGCCAGCAGUGAGGAAGCCCUACUCCCCUCGAUUCCCAGAACAGUAUCUUUCAGAAUAAACACUUCUGAGGACUUCUUGCUGGAAGUACAGCUGAGGGCCCGGCCAGACUGGAUGCUGCUCUGCUACGAAGGCUGGAGCUCUGCCCUGGGGGCGCGGGUCUGCAGGAGCCUCGGACAUCUUAGACUCACUCACCACAAGGCAGUGAACCUUUCUGACAUCAGGCUCAACAGUUCCAAGGAGUUUGCUCAGCUCUCUCCUAGACUGGAAGGCUUCCUGGAGGAGGUGUGGCAGCCGAGGAACCGCUGUGCUUCUGGUCAGAUCGUCUCUCUCAAGUGCUCUGCAUCUCCUGCCUCUCCUUCCCCCGGGCUCAGUGCGGCCUCCGUGUGCAGUUUCAGGCUGUCCUGCCUGUCCAGCUGGCGGGUCCAUGCAGGGCUGGUCAGCCACAGAACGGUCAGGCCACACCAGGGGGCUGUGGUGGAGCGAAUCAUCACCCACCCUCUGUACAGCGCCCAGAACCACGACUAUGACGUGGCCCUCCUGCAGCUCCACACCCCACUACACUUCUCAGACACCGUGGGCUCCGUGUGCCUGCCGGCCAAAGAGCGGGAUUUUCCGAGGGGCUCGGAGUGCUGGGUGUCUGGCUGGGGCCACACUGACCCCAGCCACACCCACAGCUCCGAAGUGCUCCAGGAUCUGGUCCCUCUUCUCAGCACCCAGCUCUGCAACAGCUCUUGGUACAGCGGGGCCCUGAUGCCCCACAUACUGUGUGCUGACUACCUCCACGGGAGGGCGGAUGCCUGCUAGGGGGACAGUGGGGGUCCCCUGGUAUGCCUGGAUGAGGACAUGUGGCGCCUGGUGGGGGUGGUCAGCUGGGGACAUGGCUGCGCAGAACCCAGCCACCCCGGAGUCUACGCCAAGGUUCCCAAGUUCCUGGACUGGAUUCAGGACGCAGCGGCGCAGGGUUCUUCCCUUAUCUCCUUCCCAGACGCCCAGGAUGGAGACCGGCCAGAGGAGCCGGGAGACGGCCUGGUUUAUUGCCCUCAGCGCCCACCCUCUCCACAUUCAGAGACUGCCAAGCUGAGAGACGCCCAGAGGCUGGGAGGCAUCGGCCGGUGA
This is a messenger RNA of Capra hircus (goat), 1416 nucleotides long. RefSeq names its product transmembrane protease, serine 5 (gene TMPRSS5). Gene Ontology annotation, cellular component: plasma membrane. Gene Ontology annotation, molecular function: serine-type endopeptidase activity. The record is from RefSeq and is a predicted model, not a curated record. Lineage: Eukaryota; Metazoa; Chordata; Mammalia; Artiodactyla; Bovidae. Gene Ontology annotation, biological process: proteolysis.